This is a messenger RNA of Anguilla anguilla (European eel), 1468 nucleotides long. RefSeq names its product zinc finger protein 277 (gene znf277). The coding region runs from base 37 to 1350 and encodes 437 amino acids. The transcript is spliced from 12 exons. The record is from RefSeq and is a predicted model, not a curated record. NCBI's taxonomy places the organism in Eukaryota, Metazoa, Chordata, Actinopteri, Anguilliformes, Anguillidae.
ACAUUUUAAUACGUCAUGUGACAGGCAUCGAAAAGCAUGGCCGGCAAUGUAGAAGGACGCAACUUGUCAGGGCCACAGGACUCCAUCUUGGAGCCGCUGUCGUUCCCGGAAAGGCCGUGUCGCGGGACGUCCCCAGAGCAGGGCGAGGCCGUGCCCUGUGUCCUGUGCUCGGAGUCCUCCCCCCUGUCCGAAAAGGAGUCCUUUCUCCGCCACCUGGUCCAGCAGCACAAACUGGUCAUCGCUGACGUCAAACUCAUCGCAGAUUUCACAAGAUACGUCUUGUACUGGAGAAAAAGAUUUACGGAGCAGCCCAUCACAGAUUUCUGCAGCGUGAUCAAGACCAAUUCAGAGGGCCCCGUCGAGAAACAGGAGCACUACUUCCUCCUGUGUGACGCUCUUCCAGAGGACAGAAUUCUGAGGGAGCAGCUGCAGCAGAAACGGCUGGAGGAGGUCCUGGAGCAGCAGCAGCAGGAGCGGGACGACCAGAGCUUCCAGAGAAUGUGCCUCUUCUGCAACGACGAGUUCACAGGAAACAGGUCUUUGCUCCUGAAUCACAUGGCCAAAGAGCACUCCUUCAACGUGGGUCUGCCCGACAACAUCGUGUACUGCUGCGAGUUCCUCAGCGCCCUGCAGUCGAAGCUGGACAGUUUGCAGUGUCUGUACUGCGAGAGGACCUUCAGAGACAAGACCACACUGAAGGAUCACAUGAGGAAGAAGCAGCAUCGCCGGAUAAACUCCAAGAACCACGAGUACGACAGAUUCUACGUCAUCAAUUACUUGGAACUGGGGAAGACCUGGGAGGAGGUGCAGUCGGAGGACGACCGUGAGAUGGAGGAUGACCAGGAUGACGAUUGGUCAGACUGGCAGGCCCACCCCAUGCGUGCAGUCUGCCUCUUCUGCGAGUGCCAAUCAGAGACCAUGGACAAGGUUUACACACACAUGCAGGAAAGCCACAAGUUUGACCUUCAGAAGUUAAAGGCCGAUCUCGAUCUCAGGUUUUACCAGCAGGUGAAACUGGUGAACUACAUUCGGCGGGAGAUCCACCAGUGCCGUUGCUACGGUUGCCAGGAGAAGUUUGGCUCCAGGGCCGAGGUGGUCGGGCACCUGGCGGAGGCGUCGCACGCGAUGAGCGUGCCCGAGAGGAGCCGCUGGGAUCAGCCUCAGUACUACUUCCCCACCUAUGAAAACGACGCCCUUCUCUGCGGCCUGUCGGACAGCGAGAGCGACUCCGAGCCCGGGGGGCGGGGCAGAGGCCUCCCGGUUAUCGCCGAGGACGAUUCGGACCUGCGGGUCCUGAGGGAGACCAGCGUUCUGAACCGGCUGCUGAGGGACGGGCGCGGCUCCACGUAGGCGUGGCUCCACACGCUGCACAACCAGCCUUCAUAUUCCAUCUCGGUCAACUAACGUACCAGUAAACGGACGCUGCAUCGCAAGGGAACACACUUAAAUAAAUUAAAUUCAAAGACAA